Molecule: messenger RNA, 1215 nt
Organism: Didymosphaeria variabile
Lineage: Eukaryota; Fungi; Ascomycota; Dothideomycetes; Pleosporales; Didymosphaeriaceae
Gene: AOS1
Product: E1 ubiquitin-activating protein aos1
Exons: 2
Coding region: 1-1215 (404 amino acids)
Biological process (GO): protein sumoylation
Cellular component (GO): SUMO activating enzyme complex; cytoplasm
Molecular function (GO): SUMO activating enzyme activity
Source: RefSeq, a predicted model, not a curated record
AUGGCCGAGCCCGCUGCACCAGUAGUUCCGCUGCCUGCGACAAACGGCGAAGGCACCUUCCCUGCUCCUGAUGCCGCAGGUGAGCUUGUUGCGGCCAUUGCUCAGGCCGAAACCGUGUCCGCAGACGAGAUCGCACUCUACGACCGCCAGAUUCGCCUCUGGGGCCUUGAAGCCCAGAACAGGAUUCGCAAUGCGAACAUUCUGCUCGUGUCCGUCAAGGCCCUCGCCAACGAGAUCGCGAAGAACUUGGUGCUGGCAGGCAUUGGCUCAAUCACACUUGCCGACCAUGAAAUCAUCACUGAGGAGGACUUAAGUGCACAGUUCUUCAUCAGUGAGACCGACAUUGGCAAAAAUCGCGCCGAAGCCGCGGCUCCCAAAGUCCAGAAACUCAAUCCCCGCGUCAAGGUCAAUGUGGUCACCUGUGAUGUUUCGAAAGAGACGGACACUGGCUUCUUUACGCCUUUCGACAUGAUCAUUGCUACCGACCUCGACUUCAUUGCGCUUACCAAUAUCAAUGGCUGCGCUAGGAUCGUGAACCGCCCAUUCUACGCAGGAGGCAGCCAUGGCAUGUACGGAUAUAUCUUCGCAGACUUAGGAUGUCAUGAAUUCGUAAUUGAGAGGGAGGUGUCUAGGAAGACGGAGCUCAAAGCGGAAUCUGCGACGCGAUCCAUAAUUGGUGUCCAGUUCAAGAAGGAGAACGCGAAGAACGUUGAGCUGGUCACAAAGCGCGAGCUAUAUACGCCUCUGCUACUUUCCAACACCUCGCCCCUUGCGCCAGAGCUGCAGGGAAAUACUCGCAAGCUGAAGAAGGUGCAUCCUCUGUUGACCUGUGUUCGCACGCUCUGGGAGUGGGAGCGACAAGGCAACGGCAAUCCAACUCGCAGUCUGGCCGAGCUGGCGGCUUUCUCCGCCUCCGCCAUGGACAGACACAAGGAGCUCACCCUCCCGCCUCAGACCCUUACGGGUGACUUUUUGAAGAGCUUUCUACACAACCUCGGCAGCGAAAUCGCACCGGUCACAGCAUACCUCGGCGGACAGCUGGCUCAGGAUGUCAUCAAUGUUCUUGGCAAACGAGAACAGCCCAUCCAGAACCUCAUGCUGUUCGACGGAGAGGAUAGCUCGGGACCAGUGUAUGCGCUCCAUCCCAUCUUCGUGAACAAUCCUGUGCCACCGAUUGCUCCUCUGCCGGUCGAUGCGCCAAUCGUGCUCGCUUGA